Molecule: messenger RNA, 321 nt
Organism: Mucor velutinosus
Lineage: Eukaryota; Fungi; Mucoromycota; Mucoromycetes; Mucorales; Mucoraceae
Gene: SLT11
Product: Pre-mRNA-splicing factor slt11
Exons: 3
Coding region: 1-321 (106 amino acids)
Biological process (GO): cytoplasmic translational elongation
Cellular component (GO): cytosolic large ribosomal subunit; ribosome
Molecular function (GO): structural constituent of ribosome
Source: RefSeq, a predicted model, not a curated record
AUGAAGUACCUCGCCUCAUACCUUCUUCUCGUUGCUGGUGGUAAGACCGCCCCUACUGCUGAUGAUGUCAAGGCCCUUAUGGCCUCCGUUGGUGUCGAAGCCGAGGAGGAACGUUUGACCUCUUUGAUCUCUGCCCUCGAGGGUAAGAACGUUGAUGAGCUCACUGCUGAAGGUUUGGAGAAGAUGUCCUCUGUCCCUACUGGUGGUGCCGCUGCUGCUUCCGGUGCUGCUGCCGCUUCCACUGAUGCCCCCGCUGCUGAAGAGAAGGAAGAAGAGAAGGAAGAAUCUGAUGAUGAUAUGGGUUUCGGUCUCUUCGAUUAA